Rotaria socialis is the source of this 639-nucleotide messenger RNA. NCBI's taxonomy places the organism in Eukaryota, Metazoa, Rotifera, Eurotatoria, Philodinida, Philodinidae. The record is from the annotation of a GenBank genome assembly.
AUGUCAACAACAAUACGAAGUAAAGAAAAUGAUUGUGAUUUUCCUUUAUUUAAAACACCACUUCGUACUGCUAUGUUUACACCAGUACGCAAUCGUAUGUUAUCAUCAGUGACAAUGAAUGAUAUAGCUUUUUAUUCAAAUCAUAUCAAGAGUCUCAAAUUUACUGGUACAACCAGUAUGAAUGAUUUACAAUCGUGUAAUGAUACAAUAAAAACACCAAUUCGUUUAAAUAAAAUUAAACUUUCAACACCAGUAUCUAUUCAACGCCGUCGUGCCUUAGGACUUGUGAAUAACAAUAAUCCGAUAUGUCAUACAUUACCUAAUGAUGAUCCUGCAUUAUUAGCUAGUUUUAAAGAAGUAAAUAGUAAACCGGAUGAACCUGUCAUAGCUCAAGUCCCAUCUACUAAUAUGACACGUUCUAAUUCAGAAGAUGAUCUUCCACAAAGAAGUAGUCAUUCUUAUGAAGAUACAUUUGAUGAUCUUAUACCAACUGAUGAACGCAUUGAACGUAUGCUUACCAAUCAAACAAAUGGUAUCAAUUUGUUUGCCUUUCACGCUGGCAUUGAAAAUACGAUUCGAUAUCAAUCACCACAUUGUUCUCGCAUUGAUGUAUCUAGUCUACUUGAUAUGCUCAAUUAG